UAAGGCUUUAGCACCAUAGAUCAUAUACAUACCCUUCGGCAAACUGUACAGAAGUCCGAGGAGUACAAUUUACACCUAUGUCUGGUGUAUGUGGACUAUGAGAAAGCCUCUGAUUCCGUUGAAAUUUGGACGGUGCUGCAGUCCCUUCAGUGGUGCCUAGGUGACUGUCGGUAUAUCGAAGUGCUGAAGUGUUUGUACAGUAGGGCUACGAUGGCUAUCCGAGUACAGAACCAGAGUACGAAGCCUAUCCAACUGCAGAGAGGUGUAAGACAGGGUAACGUUAUAUCCCCGAAACUUCACCGCUGCAUUGGAAGACGUUUUCAAGUUUCUGGACUGGAAAGGAUACGGUAUUAACAUCAACGGCGAAAACAUCACUCACCUUCGAUUUGCGCACGAUAUAGUCCUUAUGGCAGAAUCGCUGGAAGACCUAAGCGCUAUGCUCAAUGAUAUAUUGAGCAUAGUAAUUAGGUUAGGAGCAAUAGUGCCUCCCAACCUAUGUCUUAAGAUGAACAUGGACAAAACAAAGAUCAUGUAUGACGUCCAUGUCACAUCUAUGCCGGUAGCUGUUGGGAGCACUAAGCUCGAACUCGAAGUUGUUGACGAAGGUAAGACGUGGUCCUUCACUGCUGGCCGGAUGAGAAAGCUCAAGGUGAAGCUAUGGUGAGGGCUCGGAGUUUCUCUACGUGAUAAAUUUAGAAAUGAGGAUAUCCGCAGAAGAACUAGAGUGACCGACAUAGCCCAAUAGAUUAGUAAGCUGGAAUGGCAAUGGGCCGGCCAUACAGCUCGAAGAACCCACAACCGAUUCGGAAAAAAGGUUCUCCGAGUGGCGGCCUCGUACCGGCGGAUGAAGUGUAGGGUGUCCCCCCACUAGAUGGAGUGACGACCUGGUAAGACAUGCAGGACGUUGAUGGAUGCAGGUGACUCAGGAUCGUGCUUUGUGGCAUUCCUUGGGGAAGGCCUAUGUUCAGCAUUGGACUUGUGAAGGGCUGUAAUGUUGAUGAUGAUGAGAUAUAAUAUGGCCCCUAGAGGGGCGCCGAUGAAGUACUAGGCCAGACCUAACCUAGGACGCAGUCGACAUUUAAUCCGCCUCUGCCUCCGGACUUGAUAGAGUAACCUGAAAGUGUACUUCGAUGAGUGCUACUGGAACUCCUCGAAGAGUAGAAUUAGGUGUGGCGAAUUAGGCAUCGUUUUGUUAGUUAUGAUGAGACCUUACCUCCGGACUUGAAAGAGUGAUCUGAAGGUGUACUUCGAUGACUGCUACUGGAACUCCUCGACGAGUUGUAAUAGGUGUGCUGAUUUUGGGCUCGUUUUGUUAGGUAUGAAUAGACCUUACCUCCGGACUUGAGUGAGUGACUUGAAAGUGUACAUUUUUUUUUUUUAAUUUUUUCACUUUCAUAUGGGCAUUAUGAGUCAUACUCUUUUGGAUUUUCCAAACUUUUUUAAUUACAGUUUGACAUAAAAUUAUCAGAAAGUUGGAAGUAUAGUAAUAAGGUCAUUAGUGAAACAUUGUGUAUAUAAACUACUUUAAAAAGUUUAGGUAUAAUCAUGUUAUACGUAAUUUUUUAAUGCGCUUAAGGCAUGUAUGGAUUUACCAAUAGUUUUUAAUUUUUUUAAUUUUGUAGAACAUUUCUGUAUUAGUGGUAAAGAUUUGUCAAACACUUAUAAUUGUUUUACUAAUAGUGAAAAGUACAAAAAUUUCAAACUUUCCUUACUCGUAUCUCCUCAGUUUCAAGGCACUCCCCUUCUUGCCUCAGCCAGUAUCGGUAUCCUCGGAGUCGACAUAUCGAGUGACGUGCAGUUUCGUGGUCACUUGGAAGACAAGGCCAAAUUGGCCUCUAAAAAGCUUGGCGUGCUCAGCAGAGCGGGACAGUAUUUCAUGCCGGCACACCGUCUACAACUUUACAAGGCGCAGGUUCGGCCUCACAUGGAAUAUUGUUCCCAUCUCUGGGCAGGGGCUCCCCAGUGCCAGCUCCUUCCACUUGACCGCAUCCAGCGCAGAGCGGCUCGAAUCGUCGACGACCGAGCCCUUUCCGAUCGGCUCGAUUCAUUGGCACUGCGAAGAGAUGUUGCAUCCCUUUGCAUUUUCUUUCGCAUCUACCAUGGGGAGUGCUCUGAGGAAUUGUUCGGAUUAAUUCCAGCCGCCAAAUUUCACGAACGCACAUCGCGGCAGAACUCCCGAUACCAUCCACACCAUCUGGAUGAUUGGCGGUCCACCACUGUGCGAUUUAGAAGAUGUUUUCUUCCUCGCACGACUUCCUUGUGGAAUCGAUUACCAUCAGCGAUUUUUCCGGACCGAUACGACUUAGGGACCUUCAAGAAAAGAGCGUACUCAUUUUUAAAAGGCCGGCAACGCAUCUGCAAUUCCCUCCCUGGUGUUGCAGUUGUUCAUGGGCGGCGGUAGUCACUUACCAUCAGGUGAGCCGCAUGCUCGUUUGCCCCCUCUCCUAUAAAAAAAAACUCUCACUGACACACCUCUAGACAACAAAGGUCUAUCCAAUACAACUUACUACCUUCUAAUACUAAAUUCCAUUUUUCCUUGUUCUUACUUACUACCCUCUACUACUAAAUUGCAUGUUUCCAUGUUCUAUUUUCGUUUUAUCUUUAGUAUUCUCAGUAAACACUCUAAAAUUAUAAUCAGUCAUUAUUUUCAAUGUUUUUUCUUUAUAAAAACUUACAAUAUGGUGCCCAAUUAAAACUUAGCUGCUUCUUUUUCAGAUUUAUGAUCCAAUAACAAAAAUUGUUGCAAAGAACAUCUCCAAAUUUGUUGAAGCUGCAUAUGGUGGUUGUUUUAGAAGUGAUGGAAGACUUUUAGUAGCUGGAAGUGAAGAAGCAGCUGUAAAAUUAUUUGAUGUUCAAUCUAAAAAUGUGUUACGAGUAUUUACUGGUCAUACUGGACCUGUACAUAGAACAUUUUUUACGAAAGAUCAAACCAAAGUUAUUAGUUUUUCUGAUGAUAAAUCUGUAUGUUUGUGGGAUAUAGCUACAGAACAGAAACUCACAAACUUUUCAGAACAUGCAGAUUAUAUUAGAGCAGGUGCUCCAAGUCCAGUAUCUCCGGAUCUUAUUCUGUCUGGUGGUUAUGAUCAUGCAGUAAAACUGUAUGACUGUAGGACAAAUGGAACAGUUUUAUCUGUAAACCAUGGGUGUCCCGUGGAAUCCACAAUUUUUAUACCAUCUGGCGGUUUGUUCAUAAGUGCAGGUGGGACUGAAAUAAAAGUGUGGGACAUAUUUAAUGGUGGAAAGUUAUUAGCUAAUAUUUCCCAGCACCAUAAAACUGUAACAACGUUAAGGUUGUCAAGUAACAGUAGUAGAUUAAUGUCUGCCUCUCUUGACAGGCAUGUGAAAAUAUAUGAUAUAUCAACAUUUAAAGUGGUUCAUAAUAUUGAUUUUCCUAAUGCUAUACUUAGUAUGGCAAUAUCAGAAAAUGAUGAUGUUUUAGCGGUAGGAAUGAUUGAUGGUGUGAUAUC
Molecule: messenger RNA, 3467 nt
Organism: Parnassius mnemosyne (clouded apollo)
Lineage: Eukaryota; Metazoa; Arthropoda; Insecta; Lepidoptera; Papilionidae
Source: the annotation of a GenBank genome assembly